This is a messenger RNA of Apiotrichum porosum, 1575 nucleotides long. RefSeq lists its product as uncharacterized. NCBI's taxonomy places the organism in Eukaryota, Fungi, Basidiomycota, Tremellomycetes, Trichosporonales, Trichosporonaceae. The transcript has 8 exons. Gene Ontology annotation, molecular function: DNA binding; RNA polymerase II C-terminal domain phosphoserine binding. The record is from RefSeq and is a predicted model, not a curated record. Gene Ontology annotation, cellular component: Cdc73/Paf1 complex. Bases 1 to 1575 code for a protein of 524 amino acids.
AUGUCCGACCUUGAAAACGAACUUCUGGGCCUGGCCGAGGACGAGCCGGGCCGCCGCAACAAGAAGCACCGCGAGCGCCGUGGUGCUGAUCGUAAUGAGGACUGGGAGGACGACAAUGACGAGGAAGACAUGGACAUGGACAUGGACCUUGACUCUGAUGAUGACUCGGCGGCUCAACCGCGUGCCAACGUCAACCCCUAUCCUUUGGAGGGCAAGUACAAGCACGAGGAUGACCGCGACUGGCUUGACAGUCUUCCCGAAAUCGAGAGGGAAAACAUCCUCGCAAGCCGACAGGAGGAGAUGCAAAAGUACAAGGACUCGAUGCAACUCGACGCCAUGUACAAAAUGGCCGUGGACGAGAACGACGACGACGAUGACAUGCACCCUCGCAAGCGUGCACGCAAGCACACCAGUGUCACAACUGAGGCUACGCGCGCCAUGGAGGAGCUGAAGAACAGGCGUAGGGCAAAGGACGAGAGGCAGCAGCGCAGGGCUGCUAGACGUGAAGAACGUGGUCGCGCGCGUUCGGAAUCGGUUGCCUCCCAUGACGAGGUGUCGUCUGAGGAAGGAGAGAUAUCGACCAGGGAUGCCUGGCGUAUGCCCUCACCUUCUCGCCGUGCCAUGCGCGACGACAAGGCUGAGCGCGAAGUGGACAUUGACGCUGUCCCCGCCAACUUCCAAGAACUCAACUCUGCUCGACUCAGCCGUUAUGAGCUAGUGGACAUGAUGUACAAGGAUCAAUUCGAGGAUGUGAUCAAGGGCUCGUAUGUGCGCCUGAUGGCUGGUGACAAUGAUGAGAACGGACGACCGAAGUAUCGUGUGCACAAGAUCACCGGCGUUGACCACACUCGUGAACACGGCAAGUACUCGAUCGAGUACCAGGGCCGUCAGAUGUCGGACAGCCGCGCACUCAUGUGCCAGUACGGCAAGAUGGUCCGUCUGUACCGUAUUGCAGAUGUUUCGAAUGGUGACAUUGACGAGAGCGAGUUCAACCGUUUCUCGCUUGUGAACAAGACCGACAAUGUUCGUGCUCCGAGACGCUCAGAGUUGAAGCGCAAGCAUGAGGAGAUUGUGGCACUGAGGGACCGCGCGAUGACCGAGGACGAAGUGAACCGCCAGGUAGAAUCGCGCAAGCAGACCAACCCUGCUCAACGACAGAAGGCUGUUCUGCAGAUUACGUCCCUGAUGUCGUCCAAGCAGCUCGCUCUCCGCCGUAACGACCACGAUGCGGCCGAUUCUAUCACACAGCAGAUCAUUGACCUGGGCGGCGACCCCAACACGGGCCAGCUACUCUCGGCCCCGGACAGCGUGACCGACUACGACGCUCGUAUCCAACGAAUCAAUGAGAACAACAAGCGCAAGACACGAGAGGCAAUGGCCAAGGCUCAUGAGGCCGCUCUGGCCCGCAAAAAGACUGAGGAGGCGAUUGUCAAAGCCAAGGCUGCCAAGAAGGCCGCUGCUGCCGAGGCAGCCAAGGAAGUGGCUCCUACCCCACCCGUGUCUGGUCUGAAAAGAGGCGAGACGCCCCAGCAGUACGUGGCUAGGACUAUUACACUGGAUCUGGGCGACUUUUAG